CGUGUCUCCCUCGCCCCGCACGUUAGCGAGUCGAAUCGCGAACCCCUUGCUCGGCUCCCGGAGAUGCCUGGUUACAGAAGACUAAAAAUCUAAGAUGCUGGUCCAUGAUUUGCCUCGCCGGUCAAGUUUCAUCCCGUGAACUGCCAAGGCCCGAGAUUCCCCCCUUUCCCCCACCAUCUGGGUCUUUAAUAAGCUCACCUCCCAGAUCUGGGUCGGCCAACAAUCUUUGCGUUGAACUUCUUAAUUAUACCCAUUGAAGCGCUGGUUUGCUUUCCAAGAACUCACUCACUUCCACUCCUUUGACAGCAAUUCCAUUUAUUUAAUAUACCUUUUAAUCAACAUCAUCAUUAGUGGUAAUAGCUCAGGCUGGUCUUGUCAAUACACACCUGUUCCACUUCGAUUAUUACGUUACAGUUUCAAUACCACAUCACCUCUAUCCCGAGUUCAAUAUUACAUCAAGAUGCCUAGUUUAAGACAAGUUUUGGGUGCGAUGGCAGUUGGAAUGGUUGCCCUCACAAAUGCGCUCCCAGCACAACCAAGACUCAGCGAGAGGACGCUCAAGAAGUACGAGGCAAUUCAGCGAAGACAGAAUCCCGCAACCGGUUUACCUGAUAACUUGACAGAUGUUGAUGUUCUUCAAUUGUAUGUGGCCAUCGAUCAUGACACCAUUGGCAGAUUAUCGCUAACCAUCAAUACACAGUGCGUUGACGUUAGAAAACCUCGAGACAGCUUUCUACCAGCAAGGCUUCGCCAUGUUCUCAGAUGAUAAAUUCGCAGCUCUUGGUCUUCAGCCAGCAGAUAUCGCCAACUUGAAGUCAAUUGGAGGAACUGAGGCUACUCACGUCACUACCUUGAACAGUGCCAUCGCUGCUACAGGCACGCAGCCAGUACCUGUAUGCCAGUACAAAUUUGGAUUUACUGAUGCUGCUGGGAUGGUUGCCACCGCAAGUAUUCUUGAGAACGUUGGUGUUUCUGCGUAUGUGAUCACUUUUAUAUUUACCCCCUCCACCGCACUAACAAACAAUACAGAUAUCUUGGUGCUGCUCCUCUCGUCAAAUCUCCAGCAAUUCUUGGUGUCGCUGCUCAAAUCGCUACUGUCGAGUCUCGCCAUCAAACCUUUAUCCGGGUUGCCUCAAAGGCUGUUGCCAUCCCAUCUGCGUUUGACACCCCACUCGGUAUUCGCAAUGUUUUCACCCUCGCCGCUGGCUUCAUUCAAUCCUGCCCCCAAGGUGCCAACUUGGCCAUCACUCCAUUUCCAGCCUUGACCAUGGCUGGCCCUGCUCCAGCGGCCGGUGCCCCACCAGCAGCUGCUGGAACCACCAUUCAGUUGGCCACCAGUGCAACUGGAGCGACCAACUGUGCCUUCACCAACGGUGGCCUUCCAGGUGGAACUGCCUUUACAACCUUCGCAAAUGGUGCAUGCACUGUCCCAUCUGGCCUCGCUGGUCUCACAUAUGUCAACCUCGCCAGCGCUGCACCGGCAACCGGUCUUACCGACGCGAUCACUCUCGCCGGUCCUAUGCUUAUGCAGGUCUCAUAGAUGGGAGAACCCAUUUUUUACAAAGAGGUCAUAUUUGCUUUUAGCGAUAAACACUACCAAAGCUUCGAUUCUUCACUUCUCUUCUCAAUCCAGGGAGCCGUGAAGGGGAGCGUAGUAUAAUAAUAUUGCGGUUUCUUUUUAGUAGAGGGGGAUCCCAUUUGUUCUAGGCAGAGAAAAAGAUGAUUGGCGUGGCAGGAUGGAUAUUAGGGAAUUCUUGGGAGGAUGUGUUGAUGGAAGUUUUCUAUUCUUUUUCCGACACUCAUCUCUGAUGGAGUGAGUGGUCGAUGAACCCUUUAAAACAACCCAUUUAUUUUGCAUGCAUUUUAUAUACGUCAUGUAUGGGCUCAAAGUUUCGAUACUCGAUGAUGACC
Hymenoscyphus albidus is the source of this 1911-nucleotide messenger RNA. NCBI's taxonomy places the organism in Eukaryota, Fungi, Ascomycota, Leotiomycetes, Helotiales, Helotiaceae. The record is from the annotation of a GenBank genome assembly.